Molecule: messenger RNA, 825 nt
Organism: Penicillium cosmopolitanum
Lineage: Eukaryota; Fungi; Ascomycota; Eurotiomycetes; Eurotiales; Aspergillaceae
Product: NF-X1 finger and helicase protein
Exons: 2
Coding region: 1-825 (274 amino acids)
Source: RefSeq, a predicted model, not a curated record
AUGUCAUCUUCCAGGUCGAGAAAAGAAAGGCGAUCCUCCGCAACUCCAGCUCCCAAGCAGGCCACUUUAAUCUCCAAUUGGGAUGGCCCUGGAGGUCGUCACGACAACGACCAUGCUGACGUUUGCCGAAUCCAGAUCCUUCCCAGCUCGGAGGAGAUAUCAAGUCUACGUGCAGAGUAUCUGCCCCUCAAUGACCCAACACAGUGGCACCUGGCCGGCAUUGAAGGCGUACUGGACAGAAACUUACGACUUCUGCGAGAGGACGGUGUUGGCCAGCUGAGGCAUGCAGUCCAUCAACUCAUUGAAAGUUCGCAAUCAUACCAUUCCGGCACUCCACAGUUGCGUCACAAUCACUACAAUAACGCAAGGAUUGCUAGGGUCAAGUGGGAUGAGUUUUUGGGUUUACAGAUUGAGAUAGCAUUUCCACAGCCGGGAAAACUGAGUGCCAUGUCGAUCGCUGAUCGGAAGAUCUGGUGGCAGACUUCCAAGCGUCUCCAGUUCGGUACCCUGUUUUGCUUGAUAUGCGACAAGCGCUUUGUACUGUUUUGCACCGUUGCUAGCCAGAGUCCACCCUGGAGGAACAACGCUCGAGCGAUGGAAGAAAUUUUCGGCCUUCAAGAAUUGUGGAACGAUAAAGCUGACGCACAUGCCACUUUUACGCUCGUUGACUUGGAGGAGUCCAAUAUGCGGGCACUCCUUGGUCUUCUUGGUGUGAAUACAAGACGGUUCUCCAUGUUUGAAUUCCCCAACGUGCUUAGAGUCUGUUCCGCUUGCUAUACCAAAUUCACGAAAAUACAAACUCCUAGCCAGAAUUCAUUCAUGUAG